This is a messenger RNA of Eruca vesicaria subsp. sativa (arugula), 1010 nucleotides long. The record is from the annotation of a GenBank genome assembly. NCBI's taxonomy places the organism in Eukaryota, Viridiplantae, Streptophyta, Magnoliopsida, Brassicales, Brassicaceae.
AAUCUAUAAAUAUGGGCAACCUAAGACGAACAACAUCUCCACUUACUUUUUCGAUCUUAUCCUUAUCUUCUUCCUUGUUCUAUUUGGCUUCUAAUCUCUCUCUCUUCCCAAAGUCUUCCUACAUCUUCUUGUUUAAGUUGUUGAGAUCUUUGUCUGAUAAAUCUAGAGUUAUUACUAUUUGACCAAAGAUAAAAUGUCAAUGGACCGUGUUAUGAAAUGAGAAACCUCAACCAAUUCUCUCGUUUCCUCGUUUAUCAUUCUGUAUCCGUCGUGAUUCUUCACUGGUUUUACGUAUUUUCUUGAACAUUUUUUCUCUAUUUCUUGUUUUUUUUUCUCUCCCAAAAUAUUAGGACAAAAACAUGGCAAACGCUGAGAAGACAAGUUCAGUUUCCGACAUAGACGAGAAGAAGAGGAAACGCAAGUUGUCAAACCGCGAAUCUGCUAGGAGAUCGCGUCUCAAGAAACAGAAGAUGAUGGAAGACACGAUCCACGAGAUCUCGACUCUUCAGAGACGAAUCAAAGAGUACACUGAGAGAUGCAAAGCGGCGAGAGCGAGGCUUGACGCGGUAGAGUCGGAAAACGCGGGUUUGAGAUCGGAGAAGACGUGGCUUUCAAGUUACGUUAGAGACUUGGAGAAUAUGAUGGCCACGACUUCGUUAACGCUGACGCUGAGUGGAGGCGAUGAUCAGAACGCAAACGCGGAUGGAGAUUGUAGGCGUAGACCAUGGCAGCAGCAGUAUGGUUGUGAUUCUCUCCAGCCAGUUGCCUCUUUCAAAACAUGAACUUAAUUUGUGUGUUAGUCUGUACUUUUGUUGACCAUUUUAUAAUUUGUGUCUUUCAUUUUUACUUUAUUUUAGACAUCUUUUAUUUGGUGAAAAAAAACAUUGGAAAACGCCGACUGUGGGGAUCGAACCCACGGCCACGGGAUUAAAAGUCACGCGCUCUACCACUGAGCUAAGUCGGCUGCUGUGCUAAACAUUUCUUUAAACAAUAUCUAUACUAAGGCUUCA